Messenger RNA from Daphnia pulicaria, 570 nucleotides. RefSeq names its product phosphatidylinositol 3,4,5-trisphosphate 3-phosphatase TPTE2-like. Lineage: Eukaryota; Metazoa; Arthropoda; Branchiopoda; Diplostraca; Daphniidae. The record is from RefSeq and is a predicted model, not a curated record. Bases 13 to 555 code for a protein of 180 amino acids. Gene Ontology annotation, cellular component: cytosol. The transcript is spliced from 4 exons. Gene Ontology annotation, biological process: dephosphorylation. Gene Ontology annotation, molecular function: phosphatidylinositol-3,4,5-trisphosphate 3-phosphatase activity.
CGCACGGGAACCAUGAUAUGCGUUUGGCUUGUGGAAGCGGAACUGUUUCUGAAGGCAGAGGAUUCUUUGGUUUACUUUGGAUCACGCAGAACCGAUACCCGAUACGGACAUUCGUUUCAAGGCGUGGAAACCCCUUCGCAGUGCCGAUACGUACACUAUUACGAAAGGAUCAAAGAAAACGGAGGGGAUUUACCACCAGAUAAAAAAGUCCAUCUACGAAAAAUACGGAUGGAAGGUAUUUCACAGCUGGGAAAGGGGGACGGCUCAGAUUUUACCGUUGAAGUUUAUGAUAACCGAGGCACAUCUCCCGUGUUCCAAGCUGAUUUUCGGAAACAACAUUGCUGCCAGACUAUUUUCCUAGCAAGAGAGGAAGCCGUCGAAUGCUUAUUAAGCAAGGCACCACCUAUUCAGGGGGACGUGCAGAUCAUAAUCCGUCAUCGAUCGAGGAGCGUGCCUAGAGGCUACAUGAAUGCUGUUCUAUACUUCUGGUUCAAUUGCAGUUUCAUAGAUAACAACAGGUGUGCAUAUUCAUUUCAUUUGAAUAAUAAAAUUUAGUAACCAAAUUGAUAC